Messenger RNA from Chara braunii, 600 nucleotides. NCBI's taxonomy places the organism in Eukaryota, Viridiplantae, Streptophyta, Charophyceae, Charales, Characeae. The record is from the annotation of a GenBank genome assembly.
GUGUGCGGGGACACACACACACACACACACACACACACACAGAGAGAGAGAGAGAGAGAGAGAGAGAGAUGGCGGCCGAACUGGUAUGGCGAAAGAUCGUGCGUGGGGAGAGCGUGAUGUGUUGGGAGCGUCGUCGGGAGCGAGAUGGUUUCCUUCCUCGCGCGGUUCCUUUCGGUCCGAAGAUCACACGGCGGUGCGUGCUCUUCUACUCGGUGGAUGUAAACAGGAAGGCGGCGGUUGAUGUCGACGCCGCGCUGGGGUAUCGGAAGCGGCUGUUGUCCCAUGUCCUUCUAUGGGUGAAGAAGGUUGGGGACCAUAUCCCCAACGAAUGGGCGGUGGUCGACAUCGUUGGUGAUAUCGUGACGAAUCUUAUCAAGAAUCUCGCCGUCGAGCACGACGGCAGGUUGGACAUGGGCGCGUUUUACUACACGUUCAUGGACCCGCCGCUGGUUGGGCGAGGGUACCUCCAUGGCGAGAUCCGACUUUAGGCAAUGGCGGGGUCAGUUGUGUUUGUAUGUCCUUGCACAAUUUGUCAUUAAUAUAUGAUUUUGGAAUUUUUUUUUUUUUUUGGCCUUGUGUGUCCGUACAUCACUUCAUGAA